This is a messenger RNA of Mya arenaria, 10718 nucleotides long. Its product is annotated as kinesin-like protein KIF20B. The transcript is spliced from 38 exons. Gene Ontology annotation, cellular component: nucleus; spindle microtubule. NCBI's taxonomy places the organism in Eukaryota, Metazoa, Mollusca, Bivalvia, Myida, Myidae. Gene Ontology annotation, biological process: microtubule-based movement; mitotic spindle assembly. Bases 124 to 8898 code for a protein of 2924 amino acids. The record is from RefSeq and is a predicted model, not a curated record. Gene Ontology annotation, molecular function: plus-end-directed microtubule motor activity; microtubule binding; ATP binding.
GAAAGGUACACACAGCGCGGAAUAUUUGACAGCGAAAGAACUUUAUGGUCUGAAUAUUUAUCUGUAAAUUGGUAUAAAAAUAAUGUAGAUAUAAAGCCUUGUUGAGAGUAUUGAGAAUCAAAGAUGUCACAGCGAAUGAAUCAUCGCGUGACUGCGGACAUCGUUCCAAUGGAUGACAUUGAGUAUGAUGAAGUGGAUGACAUUCAACCACUGCCCAAGCGUAAUUUGCUAAAGGACUUUGGGCGUCCGAGCAUGCUAGAACAUCCGGCUCCAAAUGAUCACAUGCCAGUUUACCUACGCAUCAGGCCAUUCUCCAGAGAUGAGUUGGAGAAAGACGAAAAUCAGGAUUGUUUUUCUGUGGAGUCAGAGAGGACAGUGGUCACACAUCCCCCAAAAGAUUCCCACUUCUUCAAAAACAUGACCAGAGGACUGUGUAAAUCUAUUACCAAGUAUACCUUUUCACAAAUCUUCAACGAAAACACCACUCAGAACGAUUUCUUCAACUCCACUAUGCUGAACUAUGUGAAGGACUUUAUUGAUGGUCAGAACUGCUUGGUGUUCUCCUAUGGUGUGACUAAUUCAGGGAAAACUUACACAAUUCAGGGAAACCCCAAGGAUGCAGGCAUCCUACCACGAGCCCUGGAUGUUUUGUUCAACAGUAUCGGUGGACGUCAGUGGGAGGGCAUGAACCUGAAGCCCCAGAUGUUUGUGGAUGUCACCCGUCUCUCACAGGAGCAAGAACAACAGGAAAUUAAGAUCAAGGAGAGCAUACUGAAACUCAGUCAAGAUGAUGACAUGGAUGUGAUGAGCCUUCUGGGAGAUUGUGCAUCAGACAUUUCCUCAGCAACUAACAACACUGCGUGUUCAGACAGUUCAAACAUCUCGUCAAUGCCUAAAGACUCGAUCGACUCGAGUGAUUACCUGUUCAGUCAACUGGAGACUAGAGUCAGGGAGGAUGCAAAAGUGUCUGUGGAUGAACAGGGGGCGGUCAAGUUUUCCGUCUGGGUCUCUUUCGCCGAGAUCUACAAUGAACAGAUCUAUGAUCUUUUGGUUCCGCUCGCAAAGAAGAAGAAUGCCAGACGGACAUGCUUGAAGCUGAGUGAAGAUCGGAAUGGAUCUCCGUACAUUAAGGAUCUGAAGUAUGUCCAUGUGAGCUCAGCAGAUGAGGCUUACAAGCUCCUGACCAUUGGCCAGAGAAAUCUUCAAGUGGCCUGCACAAAACUCAACCACAACUCUUCCAGAAGUCACUGCAUCUUCAACAUAAAGAUUGUGAGAGUCAUCGACAAAGACAACCCUCAUGUAGCAAGAGUAAGCAUGUUAACUCUAUGCGAUCUGGCUGGAUCAGAGAGAUACAGUAAAACGCACAAUACUGGAGACAGACUAAAGGAGGCAGGCAACAUCAACAACUCCCUGCUUACACUCGGCAGAUGCAUAGAGACUCUCCGAUACAACCAGGCCCACAAGGAACACAGCAGAAUAAUCCCAUUCCGCGAGUCAAAAUUGACCCGGCUUUUCUCCAACAACUUCAUGGGGCGUGGGAAGGCAGCCAUGGUUGUCAAUGUCAAUCAGUUGGCCAGCAUGUUCGAUGAAACCAUGCAUGUGUUCAAGUUCUCGGCUAUUGCUAGCAAGGUUGAGGUACACCAGAAGCCAGUGUUCAUCAAGCCCAAACUACCAGUAAGCCAGAUGCCCGCUGCCAUCCCCAGAACAUCAAUCAGCUGGGCCACACCAGCACGAAACCACAAGCUGGAACAGGCCAAGGCAGAAAAUGUUUCUCUCCCGGAUGAUGAUGAUGAUCUUGAAGAGAUAGAAGAGUCGGAGGAGGAUGAGACAAUAUACACGCAGGAGAAUAUUGAUGAGCUGCUGGGCAUUAUUGAACAGCUCCAGAAUGACUUGCAGAACGAGGUUCACAGCAAGUGGAAGUUGGAAAAACAGAUACGCGCCCAGGUGUGUGAGGAGAUGAUGAAACAGUUCUCCAAGAUUGAAGAGGAACAUAGUGAGCGACUGAGAUUGCGAGAACAGCGUAUUGAGGAGCUAGCUGAUAAACGUAUUGCGAUCAUCCAAGCGGCAGAGCGAGCAAGGAGACAGGAACUUGAGACGUGUAAAGAUGAUGAUGAUGAGUGGGUCUCGUCGGUGGUGCUACAUCAAGAGAAGGUGAAAAAUGAGCAAAAAGAUGAACUCAUCAAGGAGCUAAGGAAGGAAAUAAAAAUACUGAAAUCAGGGGGUGUGCCAGAGUCAGCUAUGGAGGUAGACCAGUCAGAGAAUGUCUCACAGCUUGAAGAGAAGGUCUCCACACUGCAGGCUCAGCUGGACAAGGCUACGGCUGAGAUGAGCAACAUGGAGGAAUUGAAAGCAAAGGUGACGGAAUAUGAGGAGAAGAUCGCUGCUCUGGAGAAGAUGUCAAAUAAGACUGAGGAUGCAGCCAGUGAUGGUGAUGAUGGUAAUGAUGAUGUGGUUGAGAACCUGACUCAGCAACUCCAGCAGGCCCGGGAACAUAUCAAGGACCAGGAAGGGGAGAUCUCUGAACUGAAUGAUAUGUUGACGGAGGCUGGUGAGACAUUUGAACAGAAGGAAGUAGAGAUCACCAAACUGAAGGAGCUCAACACCGAGUAUGAAAACAGCAUGGAGCAACAGCGAGAAGCCAUUAAAGUUCUUGAGAGGGCUGCUGCAGAUGGCAAGGUUGCCAUGGAAACUGCUGACCAAUCACUGAGCAAGCAGGAGGAAUGCGUGUCCACUCUGCAGGCGGACAUUCGGGAACUUGAAGGUGAAGUGAACAAAUAUCGGAACAAGGCACGAUUCUUUGAAGACCAGCUUGUUGAGAAAGAACAAGAAGCCUCUCGGUGGAGAAGCCAGUACGAAAAUGCCCAGAAAGAGUAUGCAUGUAGUCAGGAUGCCCUUAUCCAUGGUUUUAAUAGCGAAAUCGCCAAUCUAAAGUCCCAGAUCUUCCAAUACAAGGCACAGAUUUGUGGUGUAAAGUCUCCAUCAAAGUCACCUGGUGGAUCAUUAAAGUCUCCUGCAAGCUCUGGGAAAUCGCCUGAUGUAAGAAUGAAAUUAUUCCCAAUGUCGCCUUUGAAUACAUCAUCGAAUAGCAGCGGUAUCAGCAGUUCCCCGAAAGAAUCUAUGAAACAUGAUGUUAAUGAACAAGUCAAAGCUAUUCAGUGUGAGCUUAAUAAGAAUUGUAAGAUGGUGCAAGAUUUAGAAAAGGCUCUAGAUGCUUCGAGGUCCACAAAUGCUCAGCUGGAAAGGAAAAUUGAAGAACUGUCUGUAAAGAAAAGUGAAGAUGAGUCGAAUGCUACGAGAGUUGAAACUUCUAAUGCCUCUGAUAAGGAUGUGAAGAUUAUAACAUUGGAAAACAAGAUCAAAGAGCUGGAACCACUCAUGAAAGAUUAUUUUAGCACAUCAAAGAAACUGACAGAUUCUGAGAAGAAACUGAAAGAAAUGAAUGAAAAGCUAGAUGAUAAAAUAAACCAGAUCAUUGGGUUAGAAGAGAAAGUCCAAAACCUUGAACAGAGUAAUGUUCAGUUGGAAACUGAUUUGAUUACUAAAGAAGAAGCAGUUAAUGGGCUUGAGAAACAUGCAGAAGAACUAGAGAUUCUAAACAAAGAAUUGAAAGGAAUGAUUGAUAAAACUGCAACUGAUCUUGAAUCCAAAGAAAAAGAAAUCAAAAUUCUGUCUCCAAAAGUUGAAAAGAUGCAACUUGCAAUGAGUAGUGAUAAGACUGAAAACAACAAAGAUGCUCUCCUGAAGGAACUUGAAGAGAAAGACAAGGCAAAUAAACUACUUAGAGAUAAAUUGCAGAAAAUGAAGGCCUACAUUAAUGCCAAAGAAUGUGCAUUGAAAGAGGCAACAGAAACAUGUUUUGAAUAUGAAUUCAAAAGUAAUGAAAAGGAAGUGGAAAAUGAAGGUCUUGUUCAAGAACUGGAAGAGAAAGAAAAGAAAAUAAUUGAUUUGGACACAUCCAGAGUUGGAAAAGCAACAAUGCUGAAAGAAACCGGGGAAGAACUUGCUGUUAUUGGCCAUGAAUAUGAGAAAGCAAAAAGGAUGAUUGAAGAAUACAAGGUAAGUAUUCAAGACCUUGAAAAUGCCCUUGCAAACAAAGAAGCAGAGUUGAUAAAGCAGGACAAAUUGCUAGAUGAUAAGGCAAGAGAAAUAGUUGAUCUCAAGAAGAAAGUGGAUCAUAUUAAAGAAAAUAGCUCUGUCUUGAAGCAAGAUCAAGAGAAAUUGUCAUCAUUGAAAGAUGAUAAUCUAAAACUUGAGAAAGAACUUGCAAAUCUAAAAGAGAAGAUGUCAGAAGUAGAAAAAAGGUAUCAUGAUGAUAAGGAAGAGGUAUUAAAAGAAAUGAAAGACAAAGUGGAUGAAUUAACUGACGCAAAACAACGCUGUGAGGAGAAAUUGGAGCUUGCUGAAAAAGAAAAUGCAAAUCUGAAAGAAGCACUGACAGCUAAAGAGAGUGAACAACAGAAAUAUAAGAUGGAGAAAGAAAAACUCACAGACAAAAUUUACCAAGAGGUAGAAGUAGUGAAAAAUGAAAUGGAAGAAGUCCGAGAUGAUAUGACUACAAUUCAUGAGGAUUUACACAGAAAGGCUGUUGAACUUGAAGACAAAAAUGCAGAGCUAGAAGCUCUGCAAGCUAGUUUUAAUGAAUUGAAGCAAAGUAUAGAAAAAAAUUCAACAAAGGAACAAUUGAGUAGCGCUAUGUUAGAAAUUACUGAACUGAAAAGCUCACUCCAAAAGCAGAAAACACAUCAUCAUAAAGUAAAGGGAGAACUAGAGGAAGCUCUUAUGACCAUUGAAAGCAGUAAGCAUGAAAUUGAAAAUUACAAAAAAGAAAUUGAUACCUUCAAAGAGCUUAAAGAAGAAGUAGAUAACAGAAAUGAUGAACUGGAAGUAUCAGAGAAUGUUAUAUCGGAAUUAAGAGAAGUUAUUAAAAGAAGGGAUGAACAGAUGGAAGAACUACAUGGUGAUCUGAGAAAUCUCACAAAGGAUCAGAGAGAUAAAGAACAGAAAAUAAAGGUCUUUGAAGAAAAAUUUGAAAAACUUGAAACCAAGUUAUCUGGAGCAGAACUGACUUCUCAGAAAAUAGAGGAGCUUGAAACUUGCUUGGCAAAUGAAAGUGCAAAAAAAUCAGAGUUAGAGCAACAAUUGGACAAAGUGAAGGGCAUUGAAGAGAAGUGUUUAUCAUUAGAAACAAAAUUGGCAAAAGCUGAAUCAAAGAUUGAGGAUAUGGAUAUGUUAGAGGAAAACUUUUCGCAGACUGAUUCAAAACUUGAAGAAGCUGAGCAAAAACUUGAUAAAUAUGAGAAAGAGAUUAAAUUAUUAAAAGAAAAAUUAUCUGCUAGCGCAAAUGAACUGAAGGAAAUGAGAAUAGAAUUAGAGGAACGAGAGAAUGCAUUGCAGGAAAAAGAAAAGAACCUAAUGGCCUUGGAUUCAAAGAAAGUGGAAGAUGCCCAAGAUGCAAAGGUACAAUUACAUACAAUGGAAGAGGAAAAUAGCAAACUGAAAUCUGAACAGGUGGAAUUACAUAAGCAAUUAGAGAAAAUGAACAAAAUUGAAAUGGAUGCAUCCAAUUUGAAGGAUGUUAAGGUACAAUUACAUAAUAUGGAAGAGGAAAAUAGUAGACUGAAAUCAGAACAGGUGGAACUUCAUAAGCAAUUGGAGAAAAUGAACAAACUUGAAACAGAUGUAUCCAAUUUGAAAGAUGUGGUGCAAUCAAAGGAGCAGCAGAUUAAAAACUGGAACGAAAAGAUAAAUUCUGUUUCAUCACAGUUUAAUAGGAUAUGGUUGUGCAUUGGACAAUCCAAUGAUGAUAAUUCAUUUGAAAACUUGGACUCUCAAGUGGAUGAAGUAUGUGAACAUUUGCAGAAUAUGCAGAAAAGGAACUCAGAAAUGGAAGAUAUGUGCAAUAAACUAUCAGUUGAACUGACAAGGAUGAAAUCUAAAAAGCAUGAUAACAUGUCAGAUUUGGACAAGAAAGUGCAAACAUUUUCUGCGGAAAUACAAGAACUCAAAGAGGAAAAUUGUAAAUUAAAAGCUGAGACACUUGAGAAAAAAAAUGUCAAAGAAAUAGAAAAUGAAUUGAAGAGUCAGUUAACAUUGAAGGAGGUAGAAUGUGAAACACUGACAUUGGAAAUGAAACUUUUGAAGGAAGAGCAUUCAACACUGAAAGAAAAAGUGGAAGAAUUAGAAAAGAGACUCAAGGGUGAUAUUGACACUGUGAAGGAGGAGUCAGAGAAAUCUGAUGAUGGCUGUGAUAAAACAAAUCUAGAAAAGGUUGAGGAGUUACAGAGACUUUACAAUGCUGAAAAGCAUAAGAAUGAAGAGUACCAGAAACUUUUAGCAGAAACAAGUGAGGCUCAUUGCAUGAGCCCACAGACUGGAGUGAGAAAACUUAGGAAAGAAAAGAUAGAGACAGAAAAUGCACUGUUAGAGGCAAAGUACAAGAUAGGUACACUAGAAAAGAAAAUAGCAGACAUGGAAGUUAAGUUGAGAAAUGCGACAACAGUCAGUGGGGUUGUUUCGACUGGUAAUGGAGUGAUGGGAGAUCGUGUUCAGGAAAGGAGGAUGAACAGUUUGAUAGGAAAGGUGCAGGAACUGGAGGAACAGAACAAGGGGCUGAUAAGGGAGGUCACUCAGCUACAGGGAGAUGUCACCAGGUUGGAGGCGGAGCUAAGUGAAGAGCAGUCCAGAGGAUCUGGUCGAGAGCAUGAGACACCGCGCAGGUCCCGAGCCUCUUACCUGUCAGUCGAGACACGACAGUCCAUCAGCAGCCCUGUAUCCAAGCUGGAACUCAACAAGAGUAAGGAGCGAGAGCAGCAGUUGAAGGAUCAACUCCGAGAGGUGGUAGAUACCAAUCUGGAGUGGAAGGAGAAGCUGGCUGAAAUAGAGACCAGGCUCCAGCUUAAAACACAGGAAUUGACUCACGCCCGGGACACCAUAGCCAGGCUAGAGGCUGAGAGCAGUGAAAGUGGCCGAGCCCUGGACAAGCGUGUACAGGAAUACAUGGACCAGAAUAACGAGUUGAAGCUGCAGAUUCUGCGCAAGGAAGGAGAGAUCGAGAGCAAGGCCAUUCUCAACAAGAAUCUGCAGGGACAGCUGGACUCUGAGACUGGGGUGCUGAAAUCACUGGAGAAUGAUCGCCAGAACCAGUUAGAUAAAGUAGAGGUUCUGCAGGGUGUGCUGAAAGAACAAGAAGAAAUGUUGGAACAACUUGACCAGCUUGUGGAGAGGAAGGAGACAGAGCUACAGAACUGUGAAGCUGAUUACCGUGAGAUACGAGACAAGUACCAGGCUUUGCUGGAAAAGGGCAGUCCUGCAUCGGAGGAUUCCAAGGUUACAGAACAGUUGAAAGCUGAACGCGACAUGCUUAAACAUCAGGUGAAGGACAAUGAAGUGAAGCUUGAUGAAAUGAGGGGGAAACAAGCAUCCCUGUCGUGCGAGUUAAAAGAGUGCCAAAAGAACCUGAAGGAUGCAGAAAAACAAAUAGCCAAACUAAAUUCUGUUGUGAAAGAAAACAACGAGGAACUGAAGGCUUUGGAGUGUUCCCUUACAGAAUCUCGAAAGCGUGAGGAAGACUUACAUAGUCAGGGGACAGACAAGAUGGCUGCCACACACAUUGAGGAGAUGAAACGGGACACUGAGAAAGCUGCCCAGGAACUGCAGGCCAAAAUCAGGGAUCUUAAAUGUCAGAAAAAGGAAGUGACAUUCCAGCUGCAAACCAAGGAGAAGGAGUUAUCUGCCAUGAUGGAGGAAAAGGCUACAUUGGAGAAAAAACUACAGGAUUUCCGAGUGGAGAGAGAUAAACUUGUAGAAGGCCUGGAAGCUGUUUUGAAGAAGAAAGAUUCAGAAGUCAAACAACUGAAAGAUAUCAUCAAACAGCAGAAGGAAAAAGAAAUGCAGAUUACCCAGUGCUGGCAGGAUGAGCGAGCAAAGAUAGCAUCUAACCUGCAGGAGUUGAACCAUACACCCGGCCUACAGGUGAAGCCAGAACCCAAGACACCCAUAUCACCACCACAACAGCACCGCAAUCCUGACCCCUCUGAAACACCAGUCCGCCACCGUUCCCCUGUCAAACAAAACUCACGAAACCCCCCUCCGAGACCAAGUCCACCGAAAAGCACCAACCAAACUGAAGAAGAAACUCCACAAAUGUCGGAACCUGAGAUUCAGACUUUUGAUAAAUCACCGGGGAGCCAGAGAAGACGAGGCCGCACUACACGGGAAGGCUCAACAAGUGAGGAAUCUGCAGAGAAGUCAAAGCGAGGCUCAUCUAGAAGGGGAAAGAAGCGACCAAGCUCAGAAGGCUUAGAGAAUCUUCCCCCUGUUCCAAAGCGCCAGAGUCGGGACAGUAACCCAGCAGAUACCUCAGCGAUUUCCGAGAGUGACGAUUAUUCCUCUCAUGUACAAGUCGAUGCCACCCCCCCAGUAGCUGCCAAGACUAUGCGACGUACACGGAAAAGAAAUGGGUCGACUCAGGAUUUGUCAAAGAACGAAGAGAAUGAGGGUCCCAGGCGUCCCCAGAGAGCUUCAAAGCGAUCAGCCAAACACCGACUUCUGGAAUCCUUCCGGGAAUCUCCUAUGGGUAGGACUAGUAAAAGGAUAUUGGACAGCAUAUCAGAGACAUUCAGUCCCAACAAGUCACCAAACAAAUCCCCAGUGAAAUCACCAUUGCGGGAAGAUAACUCCAGGAAUGUUCAAUCGCGGGAAAAUUCCCGUUCCCGGGAAAAUGUGGGAAAUGAUCCCCAAUCUGAGAAAAAGUCUGCGGGUCGAGGGCGAGGAAAGCAUCGUCUGUACAAGGAGGAAACAUUCAUCUCUGAGCCUAUGGAUACAACCAAGGACUUUGUGCAGACGCCACCAGACAUUCACCAGACUGUCACAAGAAGUCUUAGAAGCAGACGACACUAAUCAAGUAGAACCAUCCCUGAUCUUGGGACUCAAAAAUCAAGCUCAGCAGGUUUUAAUCAAGUAGGCCCUUGGCAGCUUCAGGACAGAAAAUCAAGCCCAGCAGACAACAAUCAAGCAGGAUUUCAGAAUAUAGAGAAUCAACAAGCAACAAGUCUAGCUCAUUAGAACAUUGUGUCAUUUCUGAGAAAGUGACAUUGAUCUAGCUAGACAAAAACUAAUGUAUCCCUGUGCAAACAAGUUUUGUGCAAGCCCUCAUCAAUGCAUCAGUGCACUGAAAUCUUCUUGUUAGUGUAGGGCUGAUGGAUUAAGUAUAUUUCAAACUUAUGUCAAAAUUAGUUAAUAAAUCAUAUGUCAACUUUUGGCCCAAAUUUCUCGAAAUAUCUUAAGCAGAACAGGUUUAAGUAUGAUAUUUCAUUUAGCUAAGUGACUUCAUUAAACUUUAUUUUAUUAACCAAAACAUAGUUAAAGUUUAUAACGAUCAUUUUCAGAACAGCUUUUACUUAAAACUCUCUAAUCUCAAUUUAUACCAAAGCAAACAAGUCAGCUAAGUUUGUUCCAGAUACAGGACAUUUGCAGUACAAUUGUUCGGGAAAUCAGGGCUUACUGCAUUUUAAGGAAAGAAUCUCAUUUUAGAACUUGACAACAAAACGGUCUGUGAUGAAUAGCCAUAAAUAUUUCAGCAUUUAUUUCAUAUUGCUAGCAGGUACAACAGUGUAUAAACAUAUGUACAGGAUAUUGUAACAUGUAAUUUAUAUCAUUGCUUUUUUAUGCAGAACGUGCCUGUAAUCAUACAGUACAUUGACAUGAUAAACGAGGAAGAUACACAUUACACAAUAUAUUAUGUUUAUUUUUAUGUUCAAGUACUUUUACCCACAUUUAAGUCAGAACAGUAUACCCGCACAGUGUUUGUUUUGUCUCCUGUUUAAAGUGGCAUUUAUUUAGUCCCAAACUUUUUUAACCUACAUAUCAGUUUAUAAAUCUAACCAGCUUUCUGUGUGAAGAACACAUCCUCGAUUAACACCUGUGUUACAGUAUGGUGUAAUUUCAAUUAUGUCUGUAGUCUUACUUUCCUCAGCCUCAAAUCUUUUUUUUCUGGCCAUCUUGUUAUUUCUCUUUUUUUCAUUUUGUUUUUGUGUCCUUCUUACAUGGAUGUUCAUAACUUCUAUCAAUACUAUUUUCUUUGUUUUUGUGUACAAAUCAUCAUAGAAUAGCCAUACCCCAUUCACUGUUGUAUUUUAAUAGCAUUGAUUUAACCAAUCUCUGAAUUAUUAAUUAAGUUUCAGCAUUAAAGACCUGAAAAUAACAAUAUUGUUAUUUGUUUUAAAACAAAUCCUAGCUUUAUUUAUGCAUAUUAAUGACCAUUCAUAGUGUUGUCAAUAAGAUUUGGCUGCCGACCAAAAUGUACGGUUCAAAUGGCAAUUUUGCUGGGUCAAAUUUCGAAAAAUAAGUGAAUUUUAAGUACAAUAAGUAGUAGCUGGUCGGUUACUUCACUAUUUGAGAUGGUUUAAACUUAUUGAGAACCCUGCAUUCAUAGGUUACACCUGAGCCCAAUAACAAAUCCUACUUCCAGGUUACACAUAAUGACAUCAAUGACAUAAGACUCUUGAUUGUGUGCAUAUAUUUCUGUACCAGUUGUUACAUAACAAGAAAGUAGUUCCAGCAAUGUGUGUGUGUUUUCUGUGUGGCAUUACAACAGUAUGUUCAGUCUGUGAACAAGUAGUUUUAUCACUUUAUAUUUUCAUGUAUUUUGUAAUUAUGUUAAACAAUGAUUAUUGCUUUAUCAUUAUUUUUUAUGGAAUGUACCAACAGAAAUAAAUCAU